CGGGUCGCGCUUCCGCCGGCGCUGCGAGGAGGUAUCUGCAGUGGGUCCCUUGGCCAUGGAGCCGUGGACGCGCUCACCUCUCUGGUUGGGGCUGCUCUUGCUGCUCCUGCCUACCCCGCAAGGCCGCCAGAAGGAAGCAGGUGGGCUCUGGGCAGGGCCGAGCUUGCCGUUCUGGCUGGGGGUCUGGCCGGGGACCGGAGGAUCUCUCCCCCCUUCCUCGCUUCCUCGUGCGGCCCGCGUUCUGGCGGAUGCUGUGGCCGCCACGGCGGCUGCGCAGAGCUGGGCGGAGGGCACCGACGCUAAUUAGAGCAGAUAGAGAAGGUGUCUGGCGUUGCGUCUCCCGUCCAGGACCCUGGUGAAUAAUACAGUCUCCAGAAUUCGAAAUGGUGGUGCAAAAUGGCAAGUAUUUAUUGACCAAAUUAAUAGGUCUUUGGAGAAUUAUGAACCCUGUUCAAGUCACGACUGCAGCUGCUACCAUGGAGUCAUAGAACAGGAUCUUACUCCUUUCCGAGGAGGCAUCUCCAAGAACAUGAUGGCGGAGGUGGUCAGACGGAAGCUAGGGACUCACUAUCAGAUCAUUGAGAACAGAUUAUACCGGGAAAAUGACUGCAUGUUCCCUUCAAGGUGUAAUGGUGUUGAACACUUUAUUUUGGAAAUUAUUGGGCACCUCCCUGACAUGGAGAUGGUGAUCAAUGUACGAGAUUAUCCUCAGGUUCCUAAAUGGAUGGAGCCUGCCAUUCCAGUCUUCUCCUUCAGUAAGACUUCAGAGUAUCAUGAUAUCAUGUAUCCUGCUUGGACAUUUUGGGAAGGGGGACCUGCUGUUUGGCCCAUUUAUCCUACAGGUCUUGGACGGUGGGACCUCUUCAGAGAAGAUCUGGCAAGGUCAGCAGCACAGUGGCCAUGGAAAAAGAAAAAUUCUACAGCAUAUUUCCGAGGAUCAAGGACAAGUCCAGAACGAGAUCCUCUCAUUCUUCUAUCUCGGAAAAAUCCAAAACUUGUUGAUGCAGAAUACACCAAAAACCAGGCCUGGAAAUCUAUGAAAGAUACCUUGGGAAAGCCAGCUGCUAAGGAUGUCCAUCUAGUGGAUCACUGCAAAUACAAGUACCUGUUUAAUUUUCGGGGUGUAGCUGCAAGUUUCCGGUUCAAACACCUCUUCCUGUGUGGUUCACUUGUUUUCCAUGUUGGUGAAGAGUGGCUAGAAUUCUUCUAUCCACAACUGAAGCCAUGGGUCCACUAUAUCCCAGUCAAAACAGAUCUCUCCAACGUCCAGGAGCUAUUGCAGUUUGUAAAAGCAAAUGAUGAUAUCGCCCAAGAAAUUGCUGACAGGGGAAACCAGUUUAUUAUGAACCACUUGCAGAUGGAUGACAUCACCUGUUACUGGGAGAACCUGUUGACUGAAUACUCUAAAUUCCUGUCCUAUAAUGUAACAGAAAGGAAAGGCUAUCAUCAGAUUAUCCCCCAAAUCUUGAAAACAGAACUCUAGCAGACAUUAUGGGACUACAUUCCUCUCUAUGGUAGCAGCAUCUCAGAUGUCUCUGGUGAGAAGCUUAUCAUGGGUGAGGCACCUAUACCUUGAAUACCUUGUAUCAAGCCAAAUAUCUGGUUUUCCUUAUCGUGCUGCACCCAGAGCAACUCUUGAGAAAAAUCCAAAAUGUGUACAAUACAGAUAUGAAGCACCUCUACUCUGGCCGAAUAAGAACCAGAAGUCGUGUUGGUUUUGAACCUGCUUCUUUCAUUUUCUUAGGACCAAUCACAGCUUGUGCCUCAGAUCAUCCACCUGUGUAUGUUCAUCACUGUGAAACUGACUGUGUCCAUGUGAUGAUGCCCUUUGUCCCAUUAUUUGGAGCAGAAAAUUCAUCAUUUGGAACUAGCAGAACUUCUCUCUGCAAUUCUGCAUUUAAUUCUCGGCUUGAUCUCUGUUGUUACAUUUUAAUGUAGGAAGCCCUAUAGGGUUUGUGAAAAAUACUAAGGAAUCACUUCCUGAAAGAUCUGUGGAAGGGGUAGCUGUGUCAUGCAAUGAUGUAGGAGUUCUCUUUUGUAAAAGCAUAAACGCGUACUCAGGAGGUUUUUAUAAUGCCACAUUUUAGAAAGGGACCAAUUGCAUGAUUAAUUAUUGCAAUUGGAUUUCACAUUCCCUUUUGUGCCUUCACACCCUUCUUAUUUUCUAAUGGGAAGAAAAAAAACAAAAACACCUAUUAAUAAAUUCAGGAAGAAGUCCUUACUCUUUGAACUAACUGUGCAUAAAAUAGCAACUCUUCAUCACCCUUUGCCCACUCCUUCCCCAAACCCCCAUAAGUUUUCCUUCUUAAACUGGUAGCCCUACGCAGAAGUUGUCCAUGCACUCAGUGUCUUGUGGGGACCUCAGGGAGUCCUCAAGAUGCAAAUAUGGCAUUAAGUUAGGGUGUUCAGAGCAUUCAACUUCAGCCUUUACUUAUAUUCAAGAUACUUCUUUUAAUGCUGAUCCAUCUUGAAAUGUCUCCUUUUUCAUUAAAAUAAGAAAAGAUAUUUGGAUAGUAGUUUAAUCUUAGGAUGCUCUCCAUAACAUUGUCAAAAAUGAAGAAAAGCUUUUAGAGUAAAACUACGUAGUUUAAUGACCUAGAACUGUCCUUGUCCCUUAGGCUCAAAUUUUCCAUAGAGUUUCCUUUGCCUCUUAAGAACUACUUAGCAUUAACUGGUUUCAAAAUUAGUAAAUGUAAGGUUCAGUCACAGAAAAUCAAGGAUUUUCUCAUUUUGGUUCUUUUUGGAACUUCUUAGAGGAAUUGGAUAUCUUGGUAAGAUCAUUGCCUGGAAUAAGGCAGAUGCUUAAAGUUGGAUUUUUUUUUCCUGAGUAUUAAAAACUCAAAGGGAUUGUGUCCUUAGGUGCUAUUAAGUCUAGAGAUAGGCAGUCUAGAUUUCUGAGUUGCACUGAGGUUGUGCCUUGUCACUAUGAGGCCCUUGUAGUGUUACCAUUGUCUCUAUGUUUCAAUUUUCCUCUCACUAAAAUUAGAACAAAAUCAGCUGUCCUUUGGAUUAGGAGCUGUGAUGGUUAAGCUCAUCUGCCAAUUUGACCAGGUUAUGGUGUCCAGUUGUUUGGUCAACCAAGCACUGGCCUGAUUGUUACUGUGAGGAUAUUUCCUGGACUUAAAUCAUGAGUAAGAUGAUUGCAUCCAUGGCUGAUUACAUCUACAAUCAACUGAGGAGAUUGCUUUCAACAAUGAGAGAAGUCUCAUCCAGUCAGUUGAAGGCUUUAAAAGGAAAAGUGAUGAUUUCAGCAAUCAGAAGAAAGAAUUUCCAUGUCUAUUUCAGCCAGCCAGCUUCUCCUGGGGAAUUCAUCGAAAACCUUCAUUGGAGUUCACAGCUUGUGGCUUGCCCUAUGAAAUACGGACUUGCCCAUCCCCACAGUUGUGUUAGACAAUUCUUAUAAAAAUCUCGUAAUAACA
Choloepus didactylus (southern two-toed sloth) is the source of this 3419-nucleotide messenger RNA. It is a transcript of the gene POGLUT1, whose product is annotated as protein O-glucosyltransferase 1. Gene Ontology annotation, molecular function: UDP-xylosyltransferase activity; UDP-glucosyltransferase activity. The coding region runs from base 530 to 1483 and encodes 317 amino acids. The transcript is spliced from 11 exons. Lineage: Eukaryota; Metazoa; Chordata; Mammalia; Pilosa; Megalonychidae. Gene Ontology annotation, cellular component: endomembrane system. The record is from RefSeq and is a predicted model, not a curated record. Gene Ontology annotation, biological process: positive regulation of Notch signaling pathway; protein O-linked glycosylation.